Messenger RNA from Saccostrea cuccullata (small rock oyster), 445 nucleotides. RefSeq lists its product as uncharacterized. The transcript has 3 exons. The record is from RefSeq and is a predicted model, not a curated record. Bases 11 to 445 code for a protein of 144 amino acids. Lineage: Eukaryota; Metazoa; Mollusca; Bivalvia; Ostreida; Ostreidae.
UGCCCAGCCAAUGCGAUUCUGUCUGAAAACAUCUAGUGGCUAUCAACUAAUGGACCUUGAGGCAAAUGUCACCGUGCCUUCUUCUGAAAGUCGUGCUAAUUCCUGUGUGAUGUCUAGAACCAUCAUUGCUUCAAUACAGGUGCUUGAUGCAGGACAAGUUUACUGCGAUGUUUACAAUGCUACUGCAAGCUCAACCUGCAAUACACAUUUAGUGUCUGAAGACAAAGUGUUUUCUGUACAAGAUUUUCCAGUGUGCAAUGAGAGUACUACUACAACCUUACGUUUGUCAACAAAGCAAACUUCUGCAGUCACACAGAGUCCGGAAGUGACGACAAAUGGUGUCAUCAUCCAAGCAAAUCAGGAUGCUCUUGUGCAUUCUGAUUUGGGAGGUGAAUGUAUCCUCAAGUGUCACACAUCUGGUGUAUGGUUGUAUGUUGAUUACUGA